Molecule: messenger RNA, 3589 nt
Organism: Amborella trichopoda
Lineage: Eukaryota; Viridiplantae; Streptophyta; Magnoliopsida; Amborellales; Amborellaceae
Product: GRAS family transcription factor
Source: RefSeq, a predicted model, not a curated record
CCGCUAACCCACAGUCUCUGAUCACUCCAGGAAAAAAAAAAAGAAGCGUAAAAAUCUCACCCAUGUCUUUGACAUUGAAGAGAGAAGAAGAUUGGAGAAACCCAGAACAGGAAAUCCAUUUCAACGGUCUAGAAAUUGCUGAAUUUUGAAAAGGCUCUUACUUAGAGUUUUGGGUUUUUUUUUGUGCAAUGAACUCUCCCUCUUUGUGGUGCUUUGAUUUCCUUUCCCUCUUCUGGGAGGUGCCUUCAUAGCUUGUUUAUUUCUGGGUUUUCCUCUCUCUUUAGAUGGUAUUUGUAAUAUCGGGUAUGGAGUAUCCAGAGAGGGAAAGGUGGGUUUCAGGCCUGAGAGCUCGCUUGAUUCUCGGUUGCCGGCGGGUUGGGUUCUUUUGGGUCGAUAGUUUUCAGGCAAUGGGGUGACUGGAAAGCCUUUUCAGGUAAGUCGUCCGGCCUAAUUCUGUUCAUUGAUGUCAACUUUCCCUCUCUCUAGAUAGUAUAUACUGCUUCUCGAGCGUGCUGGUCGAGUCAUUGCGUUUUCCUUUUCUGGUCAUGGAGAUAAUUUCGAAACAAUGUGUUUUCCUAUUUUACUGUGGUUUUCCUUAUUUAGCCUCUGUGGUUCCAAGAGAGAGAUCCCCACAAAUUAAAAGCCGAAAUUUCGAUCUCCUCUGUGUUUUUCUAUAGAAAAUAGCCAUUUUCUCUUUCUUCUAUGUCUUCCUUUUUCUGCUACCAAGUGUUACCCUCUUUUGCUUUCUGAAUGCUUUGGAAUCCCCUGUUUAGUACACUUCUGGCCGUCUGUUAUUGUUGUUGGGCUUUUUCUCCCUACCAUUUUCCCCAGUUUUCUCUCCUUUUGAUAAUUUCUUUUAUUUUUUGGAUACUUCGAUCUUUGAAAUCUAGUAAAAAUCAGUUAGUACCCAUCAGUUUACUCGGUCCAAAUUUGAACUUUGAAUUCUAGUAAAAUUCAGAUAGUACACAUCAGUCUUUUAAACAGUAAACCUGCAAAUUUCUCCAUAUUCAUACCAUAAGACACAGAUAAACCCAAGAUUCCAGAAAGCACAUUUCAAUCCAUCCUUGAUACAUGGAAAUAGGACUUCCAUAGUCUCAGUUUCAGAGAUAAUAAGGGGAAAGGGAUUGGGUUUUGUCCGAGAAUCGAAGAUCUGGAGAAGAUCAGAGGAUGUUGGCCGGGUGCUCUGCUCUGUUGUCUCCAAGGCAUAGGUUAAGGACAGAUUCAGGAGAGCAAUUCCAUAGCAUCCAAACCCAACAAAAGCAAUCUUGCCACUUUCAAAUACAGGACAAGCUUUAUGUAUCACAGCAUAGCUCCAAUUCAAUGAGUACGCAGAGACUAGACUUACCCUGUAGUUUCUCGAGAAAAGAAGUUCCUAGAUCCCAGCCGUUAAUAGAGAGCUCGACCACCUGUUCUCUAAGAAGAAAUGCUCGGAUUCCAGCUCCUAUCACAUCUGGUUUCAGGCCAAAAGCAGCCGACUAUAACAAGAUUGAAGUUUCAGAGACGUUUUGGGAGAGAGGAAAGAGCUUGAAAAGGUUUUGCGAUCAGAACCCAGCUGAGGAUUUUAGCACAAGUAGAGCCAAGAGGAUUAGAGGAGAGGAGAAACUUUCUUUGAGCCAAUUGGGUCAUGAUGAUUUCUGCUUCUCUGAGAAUGUAAAGCCAGAAUCAAUUGGUUUGAGCCCUGGUUUUGAAUCUUUUGAUCCUCCGGUUUCAUUUUCGCCCCCUUCCAUUGAAGAAGAAGGGGUUUAUAGUUAUACUAAACCUGAGUCGAUUCUCUCUCCUCUUCCAUUAGCAAAGACCAGUGCUUGGGUUGAGUCUAUUGUCACGGAGGUAUUGGAGAAGGGAGAUAAUAAGGAUGGGGAAACCAGUGAAGAACCGAAGAAAUCAAAGACAAGCUCGAGUUCUUCAGAAACAGAGAGCUUGACUCAUAAAGAAGAGAACAAGUCGCCAGAGAAGGACACAGGUGAAGGUACCUCAGUCCCCUACCAACCUGAAGAAGCUCCGGAGAGCAGUGAAAAUUUAGAGAGAGAACAGGGUCUUGAGCUAGUGAGCUUACUGGUUUCAUGCACAGAGGCGAUCACUUCAAAGAAUUUCACUCUCAUUAGUCAGUUUCUCUCUAGAUUGGGGGAGCUUGCUUCACCAGAGGGCACCUCGAUUCAUAGGGUUGUGGCCUAUUUCACAGAGGCUCUCACUCUCAGAGUCUUCAAACUCUGGCCCCAUAUCUUCCAUCUCUUUCCUCUGCAAUCUGAUUUCUCAGAGGAUGAUUCUGCCAUUGGUUUUAGGCUUCUCAACCAGAUGAACCCAAUUCCAAAAUUCAUGCAUUUCACUGCAAAUGAGAUGAUAUUGCGAGCUUUUGAAGGGAAGGACCAAGUACAUAUAAUAGACUUUGACAUAAAGCAAGGUCUUCAAUGGCCUGGAUUGUUUCAGAGCUUGGCUACUAGGCCCAACCCACCGAGCCAUGUUAGGAUCACAGGAAUAGGGGAAUCGAAACAUGAACUUCAAGAAACGGGAGAGAGGCUAGCUGGAUUUGCAGAGGCCAUGAACCUGAAGUUUGAAUUCCAUGCAGUUGUUGAUAAAUUAGAGGAUGUGAGGCUUUGGAUGCUUCAUGUCAAGGAGGGAGAGAGUGUAGUAGUGAACUGUAUUUUGCAGCUGCAUACGGUUCUCUAUGAUGAUAAUGUUGGGGCUUUGAGGGAUUUGCUGGGUUUGAUGCAGAGCACAAGGCCUGUAAUGGUGGUCAUAGCUGAGCAAGAGGCUAGUCAUAAUGAUCCAAAUUGGGAAUUGAGGUUCUUAAGAACUUUGAAGUAUUACUCUGCAAUUUUUGACUCUAUUGAUGCGAGCUUCCCAAGGGAUAGCCCAGCUAGGAUCAAAGUAGAGGAGAUGUUUGCUAGGGAGAUCAGAAAUAUAGUAGCUUGCGAAGGUAGAGAGAGAACUGAGAGACACGAGAGCUUCGAAACAUGGAAGAGAUUGAUGGAGGAAGUUGGGUUUCGAAGCUUGAGAGUCGAGGAGAGAGAGAGACUUCAGAGCCAAAUGAUACUGAAGAUGUAUGAUUGUGAUAGCUACAAUGUGGUGAAACAGGGGGAAGAAGGGCUAACUCUUUGUUGGUUAGAUCAGCCUCUCUUCACAGUUUCUUCAUGGGCUCCCAUUGAUGUUGCAGGCUCCUCCUCUUCCUUUUCCCAGCCAGGUGGAGAGAUAGAAGGAUAGAGUGAGAAGAAAGAUAUACAUACAGAGAGUCAUCUUCUUGAUUCAUUUAUUCUUUUAUACCAGGCUAAGGCCUAUUCUUUGAUUCUUUGGCUGCUGAUUUUUAGGGGGAGAAGAACAGGGUUGUUUCGGCAGCGAGAUGUCACAGACUUGGCAACCAUUCUUUAAUUCUUUGCUUCUUUUCUCAGUUUGUUAUUUACAUAUUUGCUUUGGCUGAUAGUGCAGGUGAUACAUGGAGAAUGAUACACUGGUACUGUUAUUCUUUUAGGAAGGUCAUAUUCUUUUUGUUUGUUGUUGGGGUACUACUCACCUCACCAUAUCAUGUUUCUUUGAACUGAUGAUACUCAUGUAAUAAUCCCAUUGAUUAUGGUUAUUAAUGGAUUUGGUUUCUUGA